AAUGUGAUGUGCUAAAUGUUCAUGAUGCAGCUGGGGGGAAAAAGGGUUUUCAACACUUAUUAACAAAACAUCAACAGGCAAUUUAAAUAGAUUUUAAAAGACAAGCUGUAACUAAAACUGAGCUGCAGAAAUCAAUCCAACAACCAGCAAUGGAGGCGCGAGGGGCCCGGGGCCAACUAGGAGGUCAAGACCUGAAGGGUCAGGGGAUCGGCUUUGGCUUCCAUCCCCCUGGACUCCCGGCCAGCUCCAUCAUAACUGCAGUCCAGCAGCAGGACUAUUCGGCCAGCGUUUGGCUUCGCAGGAGGGAAAAACUCGAACACUCUCAGCAGAAGUGCAUUGUGAUAUUUGCCUUGGUGUGCUGCUUCGCUGUGCUUAUGGCGUUGAUUUUCUCGGCAGUGGAUAUCUGGGGAGAAGAUGAAGAAACGGAGGAAGAGUGUUCCAGUAACUGCAGCAUCGUGGUUGUGGAGAACAUCCCAGCGGACAUGAUGUUCUCAGACGACAGCGCCUCCCACCUACCUCUCUCCACGGGGCUCAACAGCUUACUGGACAAAGCUCGAGUCGCUGUGGAGAUUGUUUCCCCCGUGUGGUUCCUCGGCCCCUCUGAUUACGAGUCCAGCUUCUACCCUGCUGCUGGGCAGGGCAGGGCUCUGCUGUCCAGGCUGCAGGGACUGAAAGACAAAGGAAUCCAGCUGAAGAUCUCCACAGGAGACUUCGACUCAGCAGAGCUGAAGACGCUCGCAGACAAUCACGACGCCGAGGUUCAUGAGGUGAACAUGACGGCCCUGACCAAAGGCUUCCUCAAGUCGUCUUUCUGGGUCGUCGACCGGAAGCAUUUCUACAUCGGCAGCGCCGGCAUGGACUGGAGAUCUCUGACCACCAGAAAGGAGCUUGGUGUGGUGGUGUACGACUGCAAACCUCUGGCCCUGGACCUGCACAAGGUUUUUAGCCUCUACUGGGGGCUUCAGUAUAAAACCUCCAUCCCCACCUUUUGGUCCAAGCGUCUGUUUCCCUUCUUUAGCAGAGAGAAACCUGGAAGUCUCUUGGUUAACCAAACAAAAGUUGAAACCUACAUCUCCAGCUCACCAGAUGUUCUUAUCACUAAGGAUCGCAGCAGCGAUCUGAAAGCAAUCUCCGCAGUCAUCCAACAGGCCCGCCAUUUCAUUUACAUCUCCACUAUUGAUUACCUGCCCCUCCUCAACAUGCAACGCUCAAUGCAUGUGGAUUUCUCUGCACCAGAGCCAAGAUACUGGUCUCGUAUCGACGGCCUUUUAAGAGAGGCGCUGAUCUUGAGGAAGGUUCACGUCCGUCUGCUGAUAAGUUGCUGGGAAGAAACUCAUCCUCUUACUUUUAACUUCAUCUGGUCCCUGAAGAGCCUUUGUAUGGAGCAGGCCAACUGUUCCCUGGAAGCUAAGUUCUUCAACGUGCAGAGGGACAGCGGUCUCAGUGGAAUGAAUCAUAAUAGAUUUAUGGUUACAGACAAAGCCGUUUAUAUAGGCAACCUUGACUGGGUGGGGAAUGAGUUCACCUAUAACGCAGGAGCAGGCCUUGUGAUCAGUCAUCCAGCAAACGUGACAGAGAGGAACUCCACAGUGGUGGAGCAGCUACAGGCUGUUUUCAAGCGGGACUGGUUUUCACGUUAUGCCAACACAAUACAGACUAAUAAAAUCCCAGUCUGCAGCAAGCAACAGAUCAACAAGUCGGUGCUUUUUAAAUCCAGCCACAGAAACUAUGGACCCUUGCCAGGCCAACAUGACACUGGACCUGCACCACUGAGAAACCAUCCAAAAGCUGAGCGACCCACACCGGACAAAAUAGCACACAGUGAAGACAGGCUGAAAAAAAUCAACUCGCACAGCGUGGCCAGUGAACAUGGGCCAGUGAUGAUCGACCACCAAGAGAGGGCUGGAAUGAAAAUCAAAAUGAGUGACCUCGAUGACGAGCGUGCACAAGUAAAAGAUUGGGAGUUUAACAUUUCAGAGGAUCCGCCCAGCCGGUGGGCUGAAAGCAGCGGCUUCAGAGAGAUCUCCAAUGGAUCUCUGUGACGUGUAAAGGCCGAUUCUGUCACUGAACUUUUGUAGCAUUUUAAUAUUGUCCUUUCUGAGUAAAAGAUUUAAGCAUAUAAAUCUGGCAGAUAUUCUCACAUAUCUUCGUGACAUCCCGGGAUGUCACGAAGGACAUGGGUUGGAUUCCACAGAGACAUAAAACAAAUAUACUUGUCACAUAUUUAACCAAUUCUCAGUCAAAGAAUGUAAGUGAAGUUAAACCGAUUGCCUGAAUAUGCACUAUAAGAUGUUUUUGGCAGUCAUACCUUAAUGCCCUUUACAAGGGGGAAAAAAACACCUGCAUGCCUUUGCAGAGACAGGAAGAGGUGCACAAUGUGCAGCUAUAACAGCUAUAUCUAUUUGGUAGCUCUCCAAAAUAGAUAAGCUUUAUAAUAAUUGCCUUUUUUGUAAAUACUUUUGUUAAUAUCCAGUAAUACUUUUAGAGAGAACACAUUUCUAACUAAAAAAAAAAAAACCCACAUUGCUCCAUUUAUGGGAAAAAAAGACACUAAUGUGGCUCUGCCCAGACAAUGCUUUUAGUCCUCAUAAUGGAAAUAACUCCAUUAAAUUGAUUUUGAAUACUGACCCAAAGCAAAGGAACUGAAGACCUAAAGGCUUUUUAAAAAAGGAUAUCCAUCAGGGUUUAGUCGGUUGCAAGUUACUGGAAACCACAUAAGACUGUAUGCAUCAAAGUGAAUUGUAAUACUGACACUGACACAGAUUUAAAUGAUAUAAGCAUUUGCACAAUUUUCUUGUUGCAUUGCUACUACUGAAACCCUCUCACUAUUCUCCCCCACCCCCAGACACCCCCUCACACGCACACACACACAUACACACACACAAGAGAUACAAUUUGGUAUUUCUCAUUGUGGACAAUGGUCUUUUACUUUGAAGGGCUCCCGACAAAGAAAAGUUACUCUUCUUUUAUUCCGAUAUCCCAACCAAGCAGGAGGAAUAGUGCAUUUCUAUUGUCUCUUCCCAAACACAGCAUUGUAACCAGGGUGCACACAGAAAAAAAGGGGGGACACUUGGAUCUCUGCUUUACACUGAAUCAAUGUGAUUAAUUUUUAACCAAGCUGACAGCUGAAGUAGCUGCUGUGGACCCUGAAGGACAUGUUGGACUGUGACGUCAUCCCUGAACCCUACCUGCCUUCUCUUUAACGUAGUCAUAGCUGUGCUGUAGAUUGCUAGGAAAGAAAUACCACAUAGCACUUGACUGAAAGCUAGUAGCAAAUUUCAUUUUUGCAUUUUGAAUAUUAGCAUGUAGCCUGUGUUUACACAAACCUCUAGCCACGCCUUUUGUGGUUAAGAACUAUAUGUAAAGUUUUUUUUUUUUUUUUUUUUUUUUUCUUACUCUAAAAGCCAUUAAUCAAACAAACAGAAAGGCAUUAUCUGCUGAAACUACAGUUAGACGUUUGGGCAUCUUGUCUUUAUUACGACUGAAAUGAAUUCAUCCGUAAUAAAGGUCUGUCUUUCAGCACCAUGGAAAAUACCAGUAAAAAUUUAAUUAAGCACAAACGCAAAGAAGUUUGUUGUAAACAGAAAUAGAGGUCCACAGACAGGAAUUUACAAUGCCUUACAAACGUAAUCACACAUGUGCAAAUGUGCAAUGUGCAAGACGCUGUAUAAGCAUAUAUCUGGGUCAACCGCACUUUACUCUUUGCUGCGGAGACUUUUAUUUGUUUCCCUUGUGUUUCUUUUGUCUGGAACACAAAAGGACCAAUUAAUCAGUAGCUCAAUCAAUCAUGCAAUAACAUCACUUUUGAAGAAGAGAAAUCAAGGGAAUGUUUUGUAACCUUCACCUCACACUGACAUCUAAUGCCAAAUCACUGAUCUCAGUGGAAGAUCAAACAAGCAUGUGCCAAAAAAGUAAAUAAAGGAAACACGCUUGACAUGAAUAUCUUCUGCCACCUGGUGGACGAUAUUAAAAAAAAAAGUAAACUUUCUACAUGUAGGACAAAAUAUUUGUCAAGUGUUUCAUAAUGUUUCACAGGAUUCACACUUGCUGCUAUAUAAGUCACUAAAACACCCCUUUAAUAAACAGUGGUUUUCAGUUCCCUAUAGGGCUAAUGCAUGUCACUUAGGAUACAACGUACAAACUGUCAUGUCCGAUUUCAGCAGAAGUUUGGUCUGAAAGUGUUCUGACGCCUGUCGUUUCAUGUUAUUAGAUUUUAGCAGAUGUAAAUAAAAAAAAAAGUCACUUUACACCAACGAUAUGCUUAAUUCUAACGUGUGUAUGUACUUUCCAUUUUGUUUAAUGCAUUGUUUCACACUGGACGUAUAUCUGGAAUGCAUUUGAUAACAUUGCAAUUAUGAGCUGAUUGCGACAUGUCUUGGCAAAAAAAAUGCUGCUAAUAUACUCUGCCCAUGUCUUUGUAUGAAAUAAUACCUGCCCGUAUGUUUCCCUCCUAGGAGGGACUAUAUGCAUGAUAUUGGAGUUUGUUUUUACUUGGAAGAAGUGACAUCGAACAUGUCACUUGUCAAGGUUUGAAACCAGAAACGACUUUGCAAAAACCUUCAUGACAAAUUAAAGAAGGCCUGUUUCUGUAUUACUUGCUAGGGAUUAUUUUGACUGAUAAGAUAUGAGGAUUUUUUAUCCUCAUAUCUUAGCAUGUAGCCUGUGUUUACACAGGCUACAUCCUCAAUCAAAAAUCCAAACUUUUUGGAUUUUUGAUUUAAAGAUAUAUCUUUAUGAUGUCAGGUGGUAUGAAGGUGUUUGUGGAGCCACAAAUUUCCAAAUGAAGAAAUGACUUUCAUUUUAAAGCUAAAGCUUCUCAAAGUCGCCUACAUUUAUUCUGUUGUACCGGCAUGACAUUCUGCAUGCACUGCCUUUAUAAACUUUGCACAGUAAGCUAUGAGCCUUCACAGAAGUUAAGUUAAAAGGGAACUCUAAUAUACCUUUAAAGAUAUGAAUAGAAUGUAUAUUUAUGGAAUAUUAUUGUAAUGCACAUUACUGCUUACCGGAUUGGUUAGUUUUUACUCUUAAUAAAAAAAAUAAAAAA
Poeciliopsis prolifica (blackstripe livebearer) is the source of this 5044-nucleotide messenger RNA. RefSeq names its product inactive phospholipase D5-like. Bases 150 to 2042 code for a protein of 630 amino acids. The transcript is spliced from 10 exons. The record is from RefSeq and is a predicted model, not a curated record. Lineage: Eukaryota; Metazoa; Chordata; Actinopteri; Cyprinodontiformes; Poeciliidae. Gene Ontology annotation, molecular function: catalytic activity.